AUGUCACAAUUGCAUAAAUGCGGAAAGCCAACAGUUUCUCAGUGCAUGUCCUAUUUAUUCAAGUUGCAAGUGGAUACUAGAAAUCUACAAAAAGGCAACCGAAAAAGCUUGGAUGCUGAGCUUUUGGAAACUCUAGCAAAGAUGGCCCCAACCAAGGAGGAAGUAAUUAAACUUCGAGAGUACAGUGGUGACAUCUCCAAACUAGGGUCUGCAGAACGGUUUCUCAAGGCAGCAAGUGAGGAAUUGAAUUAUAGCCGGUUAUUCCUCAAACUCCUUGAAGCUGUUCUUAGGACAGGGAACCGGAUGAAUGUUGGCACAAAUCGUGGUGAUGCUAAAGCAUUUAGGCUUGAUACACUCUUAAAACCUCAAGUGGGGCUUGAGAAAGUCAGAUUGGUUUUGCAGUAUGACGAGCCAGAUACACGGGUGAAAUUCUUUUUCUCAAAGAAGCUGUUUCUAAGAGAAGCCGGUGAGGAAAUUAACAGGAUCAAGUCAGACGAAAGAAAGGCUUUAUCACUGGUGAAAGAGGUGGCAGAAUAUUUUCAUGUGGAUGCAGUGAAGGAGGAAGUCCACCCUUUCAGAAUUUUGAUGAUUGUCACGAUGGUUGUCAUCGCCGGCGAAGACAAUGAAGAGGGGAGGAAGCCGUUGUAG
Messenger RNA from Populus nigra (black poplar), 648 nucleotides. Its product is annotated as formin-like protein 6. Bases 1 to 648 code for a protein of 215 amino acids. The transcript is spliced from 5 exons. Lineage: Eukaryota; Viridiplantae; Streptophyta; Magnoliopsida; Malpighiales; Salicaceae. Gene Ontology annotation, molecular function: actin filament binding. Gene Ontology annotation, biological process: actin cytoskeleton organization; actin nucleation. The record is from RefSeq and is a predicted model, not a curated record.